Lolium rigidum is the source of this 808-nucleotide messenger RNA. RefSeq names its product V-type proton ATPase 16 kDa proteolipid subunit-like. NCBI's taxonomy places the organism in Eukaryota, Viridiplantae, Streptophyta, Magnoliopsida, Poales, Poaceae. The record is from RefSeq and is a predicted model, not a curated record. Gene Ontology annotation, molecular function: proton-transporting ATPase activity, rotational mechanism. Gene Ontology annotation, cellular component: proton-transporting V-type ATPase, V0 domain. The transcript is spliced from 2 exons. Gene Ontology annotation, biological process: proton transmembrane transport. Bases 103 to 603 code for a protein of 166 amino acids.
UCGUCUCCUCCCCGACCACCAGCCUGACACCAAACACCAGCUCGCUCCCCAUUCUCGAUCAAACGCCUAGGAUUGUCCAAGGAAGCCGACUUCAGCGACGCCAUGGCCACGUCCGUGUUCAGCGGCGACGAGACGGCGCCCUUCUUCGGGUUCCUGGGCGCGGCGGCGGCGCUGGUCUUCUCGUGCAUGGGCGCGGCGUACGGCACGGCCAAGAGCGGCGUCGGGGUCGCGUCAAUGGGCGUCAUGCGCCCGGAGCUGGUCAUGAAGUCCAUCGUGCCCGUCGUCAUGGCGGGGGUGCUCGGCAUCUACGGACUCAUCAUCGCCGUCAUCAUCAGCACCGGGAUCAACCCCAAGGCCAAGCCGUACUUCCUCUUCGACGGAUACGCGCACCUCUCCUCCGGGCUCGCAUGCGGCCUCGCUGGACUCGCCGCUGGAAUGGCAAUCGGCAUCGUCGGCGACGCUGGUGUCAGGGCGAAUGCUCAGCAGCCAAAAUUGUUCGUGGGCAUGAUCCUCAUCCUCAUCUUUGCCGAAGCGCUUGCACUGUAUGGCCUCAUUGUCGGUAUCAUCUUGUCAUCUCGUGCUGGUCAAUCCCGAGCAGACUAGACAUUGGUUUAUGAUCCAUAUACCACAUACGAGUGUUCACUGUGUUGUUUUGAUGUAUCUUUGUGGUCUAUUUCUGCUGUUCAGACUCCAUGCUUUCUUCUGUCUUCUUGGUAGUUGUAUGAUUCUAUAACUUUUAAUGCACACCUGGCACAUUGUUGCUUGAGAACAUGGAAAGGUUUGGUGAAUAAACCAGGAUUUGUUUUUC